Sinocyclocheilus rhinocerous is the source of this 1430-nucleotide messenger RNA. RefSeq names its product protein-lysine N-methyltransferase n6amt2-like. Gene Ontology annotation, biological process: methylation. The transcript has 5 exons. The coding region runs from base 212 to 865 and encodes 217 amino acids. Gene Ontology annotation, molecular function: nucleic acid binding; protein-lysine N-methyltransferase activity. The record is from RefSeq and is a predicted model, not a curated record. Lineage: Eukaryota; Metazoa; Chordata; Actinopteri; Cypriniformes; Cyprinidae.
UUUCGCGUUUCAAUUGCUGUUGGGCUUUAGUGUGAUUGUACUCCCUCGGCCACCGUAGUGCAAACACGUGUGAAGCUGUUUGCUAUGUUCUGUUCCUCUGUUGUAAGCUUGUAUAAUACUGCUUAAAUACACACUGUAACGGCGUCGUACGUUGCAUGCCUCCCGUAGUUGACGUGUUCCCGUGUCAUUUAGUGAUGAAGGGUCAGUUAUCAUGAGCGACAGUGACGAUGAUGUGCCUCAGCUCUCCGCGGCGACCCUCGCAGCGCUGCAAGACUUUUAUGCCGAGAGUGGAAGGACGGAACUGGAACAAAACUCCACCAAGACCGACAAGUUCUGUGUUGGUGCUGUAGAGGAAGACUGGCGCAUGAGUCAGUUCUGGUACAGUGAAGACACGGCCACACGGUUAGCAGAGGAAGUCAUGCAGCAGGCUGGAGAACAUGGCAGGAUAGCUUGUAUAAGUGCACCAAGUGUGUAUCAGAAGCUGAAACAGUUGGAAUCCACGAGGUCGGACAGUGUGUCUGCUGUUUUGCUGGAGUUUGACCGACGUUUCGCAGCAUAUGGAGAUGAGUUUGUGUUUUAUGAUUACAACAACCCUCUGUGCCUGCCUGAGGGUCUGCUUCCUCAGAGCUUUGACAUCGUCAUCGCAGAUCCUCCAUACCUGUCUGAAGAGUGUCUCGGCAAGGUGGCGCUCACCAUUAAAUACCUCACUAAGGGAAAAAUCCUGCUCUGCACAGGAGCUAUUAUGGAGGAGCCUGCUGGGAAACUUAUAGAUCUGAAGAUAUGCAGUUUUUUACCAAAACACAAUCACAAUCUGGCCAAUGAGUUCCGCUGCUAUGUUAACUAUGAAUCAAGCCUUCUCUCAUGAAAAAAGCUUCCAAUCUGCCAACAUUUGAGCAUUGUUUUUUUCCCAUGAAACAUCAGAUGAUCAUGUGGAACAAUAAAUACUCUAACUCCAAAUGGUUCAUAGCAAGAUCCAGAUAUUAGAGCGGAGGAUUUGGCCCUUCAUCAGAGAUCUGUGAUCAGUCUUUGAUGAUGCUUUGGCUGACUUGCAUUGUCAAUUGCACACCCAGCUUUCAGGCAUAAAAUUGAAGCAAACAAUUUCAGACAGCUUAACUUUGUUUCAAUGCAUAAAAUGGGCUAGAAGUGAAUGUUUGAAAUGCGUUUAUAUAUAAUAUACAAUACACAAGACUUUUGCAUUAUCAGUGGUGUUGUUGGUGGUUUGAAUAAAGUAAUCAUAGGAGAAUUGACAAAGUUAAGCUAAAUAAUAUGUCCUCUUGUAAAUGAUAUCCAUGCAUGCUUGCCUUUAACAGAAGCAUUUCUAGUGAUCUCCUGUAUACUUGAAAACAGUUUAACUAUAUUAAGUUAUUUAAAACCAUGAUGCUGACUGGCUUUUCCCAAGUACUUUGGAUUAGAAAAUGUUUGUAUUUUGG